Molecule: messenger RNA, 2332 nt
Organism: Melozone crissalis (California towhee)
Lineage: Eukaryota; Metazoa; Chordata; Aves; Passeriformes; Passerellidae
Gene: CCDC27
Product: coiled-coil domain containing 27
Exons: 4
Coding region: 143-733 (196 amino acids)
Source: RefSeq, a predicted model, not a curated record
CCGCCCCAUGGCCCGGCCCCGCUGACUCGGAAGCGGAAGGCCCGCCCGCCUCACGCCGUUGCCCGGCAGCGGCCCCGCUCCGAGCCCCGAGGAGACGGGAGAGACUCCGGGAGAGACCCCAGCCCAGUCCCAGCCGCGGGCGAUGGAAGCCGAUGACUCGCAGGAACCAGAGCUCGCCGAAACCAUGGGACAGCUCCAGCAGGAGCUGCGGAAAGCCAAGGAUGACCACAAGAUGGCCAUAGGUGCUAUCUCUUCCUUGCAAAGACAGAUGGAGAUCCAAGAAUCUGAGCUUCGGAAAAUCAGAUCUGAAAAGGAAUUGCUCCAGAAGCAGCUCAGAGAGAGAGAAGUCCAGCUCCAAGCUGUGUCUGACAAGUUUUGCAGCCUGACAGAAGAACAGAGGCAGGAAGAAGCGGUGGUGGCGAUGGUGGAGGAGAACCAAAACCUUCAACAGGUUGUCGAAGAACAGGAAUUCCAGCUGGCUGAGCAGAACAAGCUCAUCAGUGAGCUACAGGGGACAAUCAGCCAGCUGCAGGCUGAGGCUGUGAGCACCCGCCUCCAGCUCCUGCAGCAGAAACAGGCCCAGAGGGAGACCCAGAGCCAGCUUGAGGCACUGCAGCACACAGAGCUGCAAACCAGAGUGGCACUGGAGCUCAUCAGCAGCAAGGUAAGCGUGGCCUCUUUCACCUCAGAGCCCUGUCUCCCUCUUGGGAAUCUCAAUCCAUUUGCUCCCUAGCUGUGGAGCAGGCAGCUCUUGUGCCACUUAAAAACAAAAGAGACCUCAAAUACCAGAAACUCUUGAGAAAGCUGAGUUCAGGUCAGAUUUCUAACAUCCUUCCAGACCCAAGGUAACAAGAAGCACCCUAAAGUCGUCUCCUGCAGGCAGAUGUGCCAGGGAAAGAGCCUUGGCCCACCCAGACCCACAUGGUUACCACAGCACUUUCAGUGAAGCCCAAACUGCCUGUAAUGUCACAUAAACACUUCACAGUCUCUGUAAAUCAGUGCAAAUGCCAAGGAAUUGCACAUAAAGCCCGAACACACCCGCUCUCCUCUUUUAUCCAAAGUUUGAAAGGUACAGAAACAAAAUAAUCCAGGCUACGUUCAGCGUGGAGGGCAUCCAGGACCCCCAGGGCGAGCUCACGGAUGAUGACGUGCUGGAGGCAAUGCAGGUUUGUGGCUCUUGCAGACAGCUUCCAGCAGCCAGGAGGGGACUGCUGAGGUAAGAGGACACUUUGCAGUGCUGUUCCCAGCCUUCCCACCUCUUCACACAUGGCUGGUUUUCAGAAAAUCUUCAACGAGCGGACGGAGUUCCAGCAGAUGCUGAAGAACAAGGGCAGCAGGACGUCCCUGCUCAGCAGUGACAGCAGCACAGCAUCACCAGCAAGGAGAAGGAAAUCCUCCAGGAUGGAAAAGCUCUGAUGGCUGAGCCAGAACCCAUCACCAGCGCAGGCUCUGGGGUCUGAGCUCCGAGCUGGUGCCUUACAAGAAAUAAAACUCAUUUUACUGACACCAAGUUCUGUGGGAGUAUCUGAUUCAAUAGUUUCAGCCAUGUUAAAGCCAUGCUUUAAAUGGUUAAAGCAAAUUUCUGACACCUCUUCAAUUCGAUUAUGUUCAAGAUAUAACUCCUGUAAGUUCAUUGGGAGGAAAAUUUGUGAAAUCAGAAUGGGCUGAGUUUUCCCAUUGCAAACUCCAAGUGCAGCAACCACAUGUCCCCUGUAUUCCCUGGUCUAUGCUCAUUCUGAAUCAGAGCACAAGUCACUGGAAGUCCUUGGUCUGUAGUCACACUUGACUUCCCAGAGAAGCCUGAAGCACAAGGCUGGCUUGGCUACAGGCAGCUGGGCAGUGUAUAAUUCCCAUUUUUGCCUUGGGAAGUUUCUAAGUGACCUGACUGAACAUCCCCCAGUGCCAAAACGAGGGACAGUGCCAGGGCUGCAAAAGCUGUUUUAUUUUUCCAUUCCAUGUGCAAGUCCCAACAUGGGGAUGCAUUUGACAUAGCAGCAGUUCAGUUGGAGCUCUGAGAUCUCAUUUUUACCAGAAAAGAGUCAGUCUGGGGACCACCUUGGCUUAGGGAGAGGUGUGAGUGCACACCAGUGCUCACCCACACAUAUAGAGACUGCCAAACAAGAGCUCCAACUGCCUGUAUGUUGGAAGUGCUCACCCACAGUAACUCUUUGGGCACACACAAGGUCACCACAAUUCCCACAGGGAUGGAGGAUGGCCCUGAAAUGCACUGGGACACACAAACCCUCAACAAAUCCCUUAAAAAUGGAAACUGUGCUCAUGUCUGAACACAAAAACCGUCACUUUAAAAAGCAUCCCUCAAGUUCUGACAGCA